AUGGGAAGGAUCAAUAAUUCCUUCCUAUGGGGCAUUUUAGCUGCGUCAGCAACUUGGAGUAUUUCGUUGUAUCUAUACUGGUUGCUGAAUAUGAGCGGUGAAGCUUUAGAAGGCAAGAAUCUCUUAUAUGACAAUCCUAAAGCAAAUAAAAUGUACGCCAACAAACUAUGGAAGAAUCAUAGAGAUCAUUCUGAGUAUUUGAGAAAAAUGAUGCUAAAAGAAAAAUUCGCUCGUCAAUUUGAUCAGAAACCAAUUGCCAAAGUGGAUAAGAGUUUGGAAAACCAAUUUGGUCUGAUACACAAUGUGGAAGAUGUAAGACUGAGAGAAAAGGGAUACAAUGUGCACGCUUUUAAUACACUUAUCUCCCAGCGGAUUGGAAAUCAUAGGGAAAUACCUGAUACAAGAAAUAAAUUAUGCAAGUCCCAAAGAUAUCCAGAGAAACUUCCCAAAGCCUCAAUAAUAAUCUGCUUCUACAAUGAGCACUUUGAAACACUAAUGAGAUCAGUGCAUUCAAUCCUGGACCGGACAGACCAAAGACAUUUGAAGGAGAUAAUAUUAAUAGAUGACUUCAGCGAUAUUGAUGAUUUACACAUUGAUGUACAAAAGGCGGUCAACGAGUUGAAUAAUAGGAUGAGGAAAGAAGAGGAAAUGCUAGAAACAAACAAUAUAGAUGGAGAUAAUAUAGUUGAUUAUAUUAAUGAUGAUAACGGAGAUGCAAAGAAGACAACCGACAGUCACACAGCGAAGCUAUCAAAGAGUGGCUUGAAUAUAAGAUUGCUAAGAACAAGUAAACGGGAAGGUCUGAUAAGAGCAAGAUUGUAUGGUGCUGAUAAUAGUGUGGGUGAGGUUCUAAUAUUCCUGGAUUCCCACAUCGAGGUCAAUAUGAAUUGGUUGCCUCCCUUACUUUCGCGCUUGUCGGAAGGUGUGGACGGGGUAACAAACCGCUACUCCUCACACGUAGUGGCACCGAUUAUUGAUGUCAUCAAUGCGGAUACCUUCGAUUACUCGCCAAGUCCACUUGUUAGGGGUGGCUUUAACUGGGGACUGCAUUUCAAGUGGGAUGGCUUGCCAAAGGGUACAUUGAAAGAUGAUGAAGAUUAUGUGAAACCAAUAAAAACACCAACUAUCGCCGGCGGUCUGUUCGCUAUUUAUCGGGAGUAUUUCAACAAGAUAGGCAAAUAUGACCCGGGAAUGAACCUUUGGGGUGGCGAGAAUCUUGAAAUAUCGUUUAGGAUAUGGAUGUGCGGUGGUAGUCUGGAGUUGAUUCCCUGCAGCCGAGUCGGUCAUGUAUUUAGGAAACGUAGACCUUAUGGCCUAGGUGAUAAGGAAGACUUUAUGCUACACAACUCGAUGCGCAUGGCACGCGUAUGGAUGGAUGAAUAUGUUAAUAAAGUGAUAGAGCAGAACCCGUCAGCUGCUCACGUAUCGAUAGGUGAUAUAUCAGAGCGUCACCAGCUACGGAAAGACCUCAACUGCAAGUCUUUCAAAUGGUAUCUGGAGAAUGUGUACCCAGAACUGGAAUCUGGUGAAGACACGAUUGCUAAGAAGAGGAUACAAGCUCUCAAUGACCCUGAAAAAAAUAAGUUUCAACCGUGGCAUUCUAGGAAGCGUAACUAUACAGACUCGUACCAAAUCCGACUGAAGAACACGACUCUGUGCAUACAAAGUGCUAAAGAUAUCAAGACUAAAGGCGGCGGACUGGUACUAGCUAAUUGCAUCAGGACUCUUAACCAGAUGUGGUUUGAAACAGACCGAAGUGAGUUGGUUCUAGGGCGUACCUUAUGCUUAGACGCGGUGAACAAUAUAUCACCGUUACUUGGGAAGUGCCACGAAUUAGGAAGUACACAGGAGUGGAAACACAAGGGAUCGGCUGGAAGCCCCAUAUAUAACACAGCGGCUGGUAUGUGCUUAGGCGUAGAACGGGCGUAUCGCAACGAGCCAAUCCUCAUGGUGAUCUGCGACAACGAGUCGAAACAUCAAUGGGAUUUCAUCAGAUCGUAA
Leptosia nina is the source of this 2001-nucleotide messenger RNA. The record is from the annotation of a GenBank genome assembly. Lineage: Eukaryota; Metazoa; Arthropoda; Insecta; Lepidoptera; Pieridae.